AUAAUUUCAUCCUACCAGCUGAUGAUACAGGCUAUGUGGUCUGACAUAUAUUUGAGAAGUCGUCGUUAAAUAAACGAAAACAAGAUGUAAUAUGCCCUGGAAUUGAACUUGUAUAUGUAUCCAAUUCUUGCAUGUUAUUAGGGCAACGCGUUUCAGUCAUUUAUGGUCAUGAACUUGUGUGUAUUCUGAGGCCGGGGAAUGAGCUGUAUGCAGGCAGUACGUAAAUUUUCUUCUCGGGGCACUGACCUGUAAACAGCAGCGAAAGCACUCAAUGUUAGACACACCUUCCCCCACCCUCCUAACUAGUAGAUAGGGUAUUGUGGGGCGCAUAGACACUUGGUACGUGAGCGCCAGCUCCCCUGUCGAACCGUCAAUUUGAUGUUCGCGGUGAAUGCAGUGUUUGGGUAAUAGGCCUACCUUUAAUGUUCAACCAUUUCUUCUUUACGAUUAUUUCCCAUUUAUCGAAUAAUUUGAUAUUGUGUCACCUUUGUAGAUGAAAAGUGCCAUGAAUCUGAUAUGGAAUGAAAUGGUUUGUACUAAGUGUAUAAUUAUUUGUUUCGUCGUAUAAUUGAGGCUUUGAUAGUCGUGAGAAUCUUCAGUCUCGCCAACUGAAGCACUGUCUGUAAUUAAUGGAUAUAUAAUCUUCUAUGCACAGUUUUUUCGAACCUGAUGACACGCUGAAUCAGUUUCCUUGGUUGACUGAAACCCGUUUAUUGAUCGACUCUUAUGUAUUAAAUUUAUAUUUAACCGAGUAAUGUUUUUGUGCUGGCCGUCAGGUUGGUUUUAAUUUUAUGUGCUACUGAAAUGUGCAUCCUUGGCCUUUUAGUGCUUCUAUUUUCACUUCUUCCGUUGCUUUGAUUGACUGACGAUUUGAGUUUAUUUUUAACGUGGCAUUACUUGUACCAAAAGUCAUGUCUUACGAAAGACCGCGAAUCAAGAACUUCUCGUGCUACCGUAUUUAUCGCAAAACAUGUCGGCUGUAAAGAUGAUUUGUUUCUGGCGUCGAAAUGUUUCCCACCCGUUGCAUUUCAAUUCGUGUGUGGUCUGUUCUCUGUAUGUUGGUUUUACAGGAACUUCAAAGAUUUCGUGAGGUAUCAACGACGGAGAGUAAUUCGAUAAGCCUUUUUCUGUGUUUAUAUUCUUCCUUCUCUGGGAGUGGUAGCGAAGUAACAGCUUAUUUAACGACGUGUAAUCAGUUUGGUCUAAAUGCUGGACAGCGUAGGCCUAUACUAACUGUAUGGAGCGCUUUGUGGGAGUCCGCAUCAUUUUCGCUGUAAUGUUGUAGGUAAUCUUGACCUGUGAUCCACUGGUUCAAAUUCCACUGUUCUUUUUGUCAGCGGGUUUACCCCUAAAACACUCUUUGGCUCCCAAACAGAAGUUAAUUAUGAAACACUUGUUAUUUGCUAUAAUGUUCGAAGUAGGAAGGCGUGGAGUGACUGUCCUGCGACCUUGUCCAGAACCGAUGUACUUUCAGAGGCAAGUGAAGUCAGUAUCAUGUAUGUGUAUUUGCUUAAUGCCGAAUGCUGGUUAUUUUUAAAUAUUACUUUUCCCAAAGGCAAUAAAUUCGUAUUAGGCAAAGCCUUGCCUCCGUGCAUUCCAUAUUUCGAACUGUUCAGCUAUUACGCAGUGCCGAUGUUUUUUUUUUUCAUCAUGCGUAUUAUGAUACUCUUUUGUUCGUGUUUGUUACUCCACCACUUCUCAGCAACAUCUCCUUCCCUCUAUUUUCAUUUCACUCUAACCUUUUACACCGGUGUUUCUGCUUCUCUCUUUUCUAUCGUCGUCCGCUUUUUCCGGCCGUGGAGACAGACCGCAAAACAUGGUCCUCACUCCUCUUUCAUUUCCCUCUACCCCCGAGCCACCCUCUCUCGAAUUUGGCCACUGUAUACUCGUGUAUCGAUCCCAUCCACCCCUUAUAUCAACCCUGUCGGUCUUCCCCUCUUCUGAAGCAGUAGUAGCAGCAACAGGGAUGAGAGGGGAAAAAAUGCUAACCCAUUGUCCAACUAUGAUUGGGAAUGUGGAACAUAUACGUUGUGUGUUACACCGGAAAUCCAACUGGGGUUCUGGUGUUCUGAGGGGGUCGGGGGUAUUUCAGAGGAUUUGAGCUGAGGUAAGGGUUGGAUACGAAGGGAUGCAGGUUGCGUGUAGACAUUGUCCGGUUUUCUACCACUUGUAUGAGACAGUUGUAUAUGGCCAUGAAAUUUCGGGCUAGGCCAAACAGUUCUGUGAUAAUAAACAAGGGGGAGCGAAGGCACAAAAACAAAGAAUCAGGCCUAUACAACGCAACAGAGGUGAAGUGUGUGUGUGUGGAGGCUGCGGGGACCACCGGAGUUGUACCCACUACGCAGUUAUGCAGAAAAAGGGGCCGCCGCCGCAACCCGGACAGCUCAAAUUCACGGUGGCGGAAACCUGUGAGCGAAUCAAGGAAGAGUUCAACUUCCUGCAAGCACAGUACCACACGCUGAAACUGGAGUGUGAGAAACUUGCAAGCGAGAAGACCGAGAUGCAACGCCACUACGUCAUGUAUUACGAGAUGUCAUAUGGCCUCAACGUGGAGAUGCACAAACAGACGGAGAUCGCCAAAAGACUGAAUGCCAUAAUCGCUCAGGUGCUACCGUUCCUAGCCCAAGAGCACCAGCAGCAGGUGGCCACGGCUGUGGAGAGAGCGAAGCAAGUUACUAUGACUGAACUGAACGCUAUCAUAGGGCAGCAACAGCAGCAGGGGCUACAGCAGCUCUUGCAACAGAUUCAUGCACAGCAGUUACCUCACGCCGCACACGGACCGUCUUUACCUAUGGCUCCUCAUCCUGGCCUUCCUGGCAUGGGCCCAGGUGGUCUUCUAGCAUUUGGAGGUGGUCUGGGGGCUGGUGCAGUUCCUGGGGCAGCUUCUGCUCCUCUCGCUGCAGCGGCGGCGGCGGCAGCAGCAGCCCAACAACAGCACCCGCUUCUUAAACCUGCUGACCUACACAACCCUCGUGACCCCAGUGAUAUCAAAGGCCCCAGCUCUUUACCAGAGGAAAGGCUGCGGAGUUCUGUGUCCCCUGCGGAAAGAGAAAAGUACCGAUCCAGGUCACCAGAUGUGGAACAUGACCUUAAGCGAAGGAAAGAAGACAAACUUGGUGGUCAUGAAAGUGAUGGAGAGAAGAGUGACCAGGACCUGGUUGUUGAUGUAGCCAAUGAGGACCCAUCAUCUCCACAUCCAAAUGGUGAACAUCCUGGAGACAUCCGAGAGAAUGGGGAAAAAGGUGGAAUAGGCAGCAUUAAGUCGGAGCGCCCACCUAGCCGGAGUGGGUCCAGCUCCAGCCGCUCUACUCCCUCCCUGAAAAGUAAAGAUGCCGACAAGCCCUCCACGCCAGUGUCCAAGGUCACGACCCCAACCUGUUCCGGAGCGCCCACGCUGCCUGGCUCCAGUGGAGUGAAAUCUGCCGUGCCCGGAGUAGUGCUCCCCCCGGGGGCAUACCCCCCCUUCUCCCUGGUGGCUGGGGGAGUUGGGGGCUCCCGAAGCAGUGACACUAGCCCUUACAACAGUGUGGCACCCUCCCCUUACUCCAGACCACCUAUGCUUGGUUACGACCCUCACCCACAUGUCCGCACACCUGGCCUCGGCUCCAAUGGUCUUGGGGGAAUUCCUGGUGGAAAACCUGCCUAUUCAUUUCACAUGAAUGGAGAGGGACAACUGCAGCCAGUACCAUUUCCAACAGAUGCCCUGAUUGGUCCAGGGAUCCCCCGACACGCUCGGCAGAUCAACACUCUGAGUCAUGGCGAGGUGGUAUGUGCUGUCACCAUAAGCAACCCAACCAAAUAUGUGUACACUGGUGGCAAGGGCUGUGUCAAGGUCUGGGACAUCAGCCAGCCAGGGUCCAAAAGCCCUGUGUCCCAGCUUGAUUGUCUGCAACGGGAUAAUUACAUCCGCUCCGUGAAGCUGCUGCCAGAUGGACGAACAUUAAUCGUAGGUGGUGAGGCAAGCAAUCUAAGUAUAUGGGACCUGGCAUCACCCACACCUCGCAUCAAAGCUGAGCUUACUUCCAGUGCUCCUGCCUGCUAUGCUCUUGCCAUUAGCCCAGACUCCAAGGUUUGCUUCAGCUGCUGCUCAGAUGGCAACAUUGCAGUGUGGGACUUGCACAACCAGACUCUAGUCCGUCAAUUCCAAGGGCAUACAGAUGGUGCAUCAUGUAUUGACAUCUCUGCAGAUGGUACAAAACUGUGGACUGGUGGGCUAGACAACACUGUGCGGUCAUGGGAUCUGAGAGAGGGACGACAGCUGCAACAACACGACUUUUCAUCCCAGAUCUUUUCACUUGGCUACUGUCCAACUGGCGAGUGGCUGGCAGUAGGCAUGGAGAACUCUAAUGUUGAAGUCCUACACGCAGCCAAGCCUGAUAAGUACCAGCUGCAUCUCCAUGAGUCAUGUGUCCUCUCGCUACGUUUUGCAGCCUGUGGCAAGUGGUUUGUUUCCACUGGCAAGGAUAAUCUGCUCAAUGCUUGGCGAACACCCUAUGGAGCCUCCAUUUUCCAGUCAAAGGAGUCUUCAUCUGUGUUGAGCUGUGACAUCUCAGCAGACGACAAGUACAUUGUGACAGGCUCUGGAGAUAAGAAGGCAACUGUUUAUGAAGUUAUCUAUUGACAGCUUUGGUGAAAUGGCCUGGAAUGAUAUGAACCUGCAGAAUACUUAUUCUUACUCACAAAUUCUAAGUCUUGGCAAGUGUUUGAAAUUAUAUUGACCAAGUAAAUGAUCUUCUUUUGUAUUCCAACAUCCAGGAUAUGCCACAGGGUAUGUGAGACAUUGUGUUCUUGCAGUGUCAGGGUAGGGGCCAUCAGUAAAAUAAAUAUAUAUUUAAGAAACUGAAAAUAUUGUGAUAGGUGGGUGAAGGAGAAGGAAAUAAAUCACUUAUUAAAUUAAAUUAGUUUGAAAAUAACUGGCAUUUUGAAGAGGGAAUUCAAAGUCGCUGCAGUCUUCUACCAUACAGUUUAUGAACUUCACUGGGGAGUAAGUAUGGGAAAAAGGAGAUAUUGCAGUGUUUCUCUUUCCCCUUCAUGGACAACAUUGUAGUGAAAAUGGUAAAGGUGUGUGCCUGUAUAUUCUUGUGUGAAUGUGUGAGUUUCAAAGAGGAGGUGAUGAUGAAGAACGUAUGCUGCAUAACAGUUUUUCUCCAGUCAAAGAUAAAAUAAAGGAAAGAGUUGUCAGACUCUUGUUACAAACCAGUUAUAAAGGAGAAUUAAAAAGUAAGGUGACAUCAGAUUUGAUUCAUUGAUAAUUUGCUAACGAAUCAUGGUUGGAGUAAGGGUAAAAGUAGAUGAUACUUUUCUCAACGUCAUUGAUAAAUAAUGGUAUUUUUCCUACAGAACUAAGAUGAAGAAGCAAGUGUUAUCAGUAAGUGUGUAUGAUUGUAGCAGAAAUAUGAUGUGCUGUACUCUAUGUAGAAAAUAGGCCAUUUGUUACCUCGCCACAUUCCUCUGCUCUCGUAACUGCCGACAGAAAGAGACUUUGCUAUGAGCAGGUAGAGAGCACUGUGUGUUCACUUCAGCCCAAGAGAAUGGUAUUCAGGAUUAAUGCUGUAUAUUGUGUCCAGAAUUUUUUUUAAUGAGUGUUUAUAAACUGGAAUCACCAUCUGUUUUGAGGUAAUUUGCAUUCAGUACAUGCCCUCUUAAACUUGAGAAUACUUCUUUUUUUAGUUAGUACCUUCUGAUAGCCUGUUUAUUGAAUGCAGUUUGUAUAAUUCCCCAAAUAACCACAUAAAGCAUCUUGGAAACAGCAUUUACAUGUAUGUGUGUUAUGAUUUGAGCAACACUAAAAAUGUAAAAUUAAUAUUUUUGUCUGGAAUUUUGCUUUAUGAAUGACUUUUACAGUUGAUUUAGAGUUUGCAAUAUGACGUAUUUGCUGUUUUGGAGCUUACAUGCCAAAGGCACUUUUUAACAUUCCAAAGUACAAAACAGUUCCUUGGUUGUAAUUGGAAGAGUUAAAACAAUUAUAAUGCUGAUUUUCAGUAAUAAAAUUUCUAAUCUAAGAGACUUCAUGGCAAUUUAGUCAUAUUUUAAGUAAUUGUACAAGAAAUACUAUUCUACAAAACUGUAUAACUGGCGGGCAGUACCACAUGAUGUGCCAGUAAACUGGCCGUGUAGCUUACCCAUGUUAUCACCAGAUCAUCUUGAUUGCUGCUACUUUCGUGUUUAUCCUUGUAUUAUUAAAUAUCCAGUGCUAAUGGUUUGGGGAUAAGAUGGAUUGCAUUUGAACACACAGAGCUUAUCUCCUGUACUUGGUCCUCAUUACAUGUGUAGAUCUGAGGUUUCUUGUUGACACCUGUUUAUUUAAUUUUAUCUUCAUUUAUUAGAGCUUGGUAUUCUUUGUUGCACAUAUGUAAGAUGCUGCAUAUGGUGAUAUGACUGUUGUAUCACACCAUUAAGAGAAUCUAUUUGAAAUUGUUGCUUCAUGCAUUACAUAUUCUGAUUUAUUUUCUACAAAAGGACAGCCUCCGAAAUACUUAUCAUUCACAGUGGACAGUUUGGGCUUUCAUGGGAAUUCUGUAAAUAUUGAGCUUUUAAAAUUGUUUUGUUACAUAUUAUAAUAAAUAGAAACUUUUUUUGCAGUAUUAUAAGAAAGUACUUACUGUUAAUGCAAUUAUAUAAAAUACAGAAUUUUAAAUAUCCAGUGGCAUCAAAUACAUUAGUGAAAUUUGACAUAUGGAGUUGACAAGCAUCUUGUGUUAUGCUGAAAAACUCAUACUAAAAUAUUAGUCACUGCAGAAUGUGAAAUUCCCCUCACUUGCCCAACUUUCAGUAGGAUGAAUUUGUUCUUAUUGUUUUUUUUUCUUUCUUAUUUUAAAAAAAUCAGUAGGAAAAGUUGGGUAUCUAUUGAUAAAAGCCUGUCAUAUGCUUACUGUAGUCAGUUUAUUUAAUUUUAUGCUCUCAAAUGACCAUUUGCUGAUGAUUUAUUAUUUUUCAUUUGUGUCAUUACUAUAUCUAAAUGUAACAUAUUCAACCCUACCUUGUCUGAUGUCUUGCCAUUUCCUGAAAUCCUGUUCUUUGCAGUUCUGUCCCUAUCAACAAGUGUGUUCCAUAAAUCCGUAAAGUAUUCCGUCCAUGUCGUAAGACAUGCCUCUUUUGUUCAGGCUAACUUUCCAUUUUUAUCUAAUGUACUGUUUCAUUUUUUCUUUUUUGGGGGGGGUUAUUCCUUGUUACUGCAUAUACUACCUUAUUGACUGAAACUAAGAUUUGCUACAGCAGCAUCUGAAUACAAAUUAUAAAUACUGGAGGAAAAUUAAAAUGUAAUAUUUAAUGUGAUCAAUUAAACAUGACAGUGUUCAGUCUUGGCACACAAUGUUGUGUGUUAUCAUUAUUAUUCAUUACUUUUGUAAUAGGCUUUCAAUUUAAUGUAGUAUUUCUUUCUUCACCUAGAUUUUAUGUUUUGUUGUGGUCUUACUUCUCCCAAGAUAUAAGUGGCCCCUUUUCAAAAGUCUGUUUCUGAUGGCAAGCCUACAGCUUGGGUAUGUCCCUCUUGUGGAAUUCAAGUGUUCAUGAAUGUAUUUGAUACAAGUGUCGAUAUUUAAAAGUUCAUCUGUUAAAAAAUAUGGUUGCUAAAAUUCAGACCUUGUUUCUACUCUGUUCCUUCCAUACAGUGUUGAUAUUCUUUUCAAUGAAAUAUUCUGUAUAAUUUACUAAGUUCGACCCUGUAGAGACUUUUGCCAGUGGACUAUAUAGUCAGUUUUGCAGAAUAAUGUGCCACUUGGAAAUCAGGUGUACAGUGUACAUUUUGCAUGUAUUUUAAUUAAAUAUUUCUCAGAAAGCAUUAUUCACUUAGUAUUGCAAGAAUAGAAUCUGCUAUGAACUCUUGCUCUUGAAUUGAUACAUUGAGAAUCUCAGAUCUGCACAUGAAAUUCCACUUCCUUUUGCCUACCUUUGGUCUGAUAAUGAUCUGUAUUUUUUCACAUGACUGAUUUAUUGAAGUAGAUAUCAUUGUACAUUUUACACAGUUAAUCACCAUUUUCUCAGGCAAUAGACACGUUACAUACAAUGCAACAGUUCACACUUAUGUAACAGGCACAAGGGUUUUCAAUUCAGGGAUUUAUUUUUCUGGUAUGUAGCAGCAGUGCAUAAACAGUUAAUAAUACAGCCAACAAUAAUGGUAGCAAGACAACACAACACCGGUAAUUACCUCUUUUGUAUUUCAAGUUCAAAUGCUGUAAAAUCAGAAUAAAUAUUGUAUGAACCAUAUUUGCUGUGUAAAAUACAGGCUUUGAAGUUUUAGAAGGUACCUUUCAUAUUUUUCAGUGGUAAGAAUAUUGUUUUGGAGGGUUCUGUCUUUCUUGUGUGUUCCUGUUUGUUUCAAGAUAAUUUUGAGAGUGUAUUUGUUGCUAUUAGAAGUAACAGUGUGAGAAGCGAGAUUAUACCUAGCACACAGUUGUGUUGUUCCAUACAGCACCUAGAUUUUGAUUUGCUUUCAUUGUCCUAAUGUAAUGGUGCAGCACACUUUGUCCCAAAAACAAAAAUUAAGAUGGAUAAAUUAUUACAUAUAAAUUGAAUGAGGAAGAAGAGUCGGACUUGCAUUUAAUAUUGUUUUCUUUUUUGUAUGUUCAGUGUGACAGUGAAUCUCAUAGAAAGAACUCAUGACUCUCUAAGAAAAUCAGCAAAUGUUUUAAACUCAGGGUUCUACAUGACUUAGUAUACAUCCUUUUGUUUAUUGAUAUGCAAAAACAUACAGGAUACAUUCAUUUAAGUUGCCUUAAUGUAAUUUAGGUUUAAUUAAAAUUAUAUUUUGUUGUCAUAUUAAUGGCUUGAAUGAAAAAUUGAAGAAAUGUUUGUGUCUGUCAUUUUUCUAUAAGUGUCUUUAUUUAUAUGGUGUAGAAUAGACAUAGUUUAAAUUGAUAGAGAAAUUUAAGUCAUACACAGACUGGCUGUUGCAAAAUUUUGGGUAAUAUGACUUGUGUCCUAUUGUGUUACACUGCCUGCACUGCGGUCUUCUGUACAAAACUGUAAUAACCAUUGUAUAAUAUAAUAUCUUUCUUUGUUUAAAGCUUUGUUGUUUAAAGUGUACUGUGUAUGGCACAUGCCAAUAUGCAGUAAAAAUUUGGAACUGUUGGUAGCAGGUGUUUGGUUUAUGCAGUUUUGUAAUCUGGCCCAGAUAUGCAAGGCUAGUAUGUUUAGUGGGGGUAGUAUGCUAAGAGCUGGAAGUGCAGGGUGUCUGAAAAUAACAUUUAUAUUUUAAAGCUUUAUUUAAAAGUUUCAUAAUUGGCUUGCUGUUUUCUUUAUAACAGAGCUCCAUUAUGCCCAACUUUUCAUGAUAUUGUCCAUGUGAAAUGUGAUACAGCCUCCAGUUGUGUUGAAGUAAGUGUUUCUUAAUGAAACAAGAACAAAAUCAGUAGUGUUUUUGUUCAUAUUCUGGAUGGUUUACAGCAGGGAUUCUCAUCUUGCAGGCUACGUGUGGCCCUCUGAUGUGUUUUUUGCUGCCCAUAUUAAUUUUUGUAAUAUUGUAUCCUUCUGUAUAAUGAAAAUUACACCUCAGUUAAGUAUUUAGUUAUGAAUGAAUAAAUAAUAAAGAAAAUGUAUAAACAAAUUUGUUUAAGAACUUUAAUGAGUAUUGUGUAAAAUGGAUGCAAUAUUAAGUUUGUAGCAUUUUAUUAAACUUAAAAUUCCAAGAGUCUGCAAAUCCAUAAGAAAGAGUGAAAUGUGGCUGCAGGUUUUAAAACAUUGGGAGCCCCUGGUUUAGUUGUGUGGCAGCAUUACAAAACACUCAGAACUGGAUGACCAACAUUGUCUGCAAUUUUUGUUUGUAACUUUCACCUUUUGAAUUUAUUUCCUGGCUUUCAGUAUUUGCCAACUUUCUGGAUAUGGUGGCUGUGUGAGUUUUGGAUUUUGUACAAGUAGAAAUGAAGACCUUUAAAAAAUAGUGAAUGGCUUAACUCAUGUUCUGAAUUGUCUCAUAUUUUAUUCUGUCUGUCGAUGAAAUACUCUCAAGUUAUAUAAGCUGCGUCAGAUGGCUGAAUGGUGAACAAACCAAAUCUUCUGCCAAAAUUUUUAUAUAACUAUCUUUCAGAUCAUAAAUUCAGGAGCACAGCAUCAGAUACAAUGAAUCACAUUAAAAAUGUGUGAUAAAAUGGGACAGAACUGUUACUGUAAGGAAAACUGCAAGACGUAUGAAACAGAAAUUAACUUGGUACAUUUUAAUACAUAGCGAUAUUUUCUUUCAGGCACUGUGUAUCAAGUAGGUGUGCAGAGUGGUUUAUUUCAGAUUACCUGGUCAUUUGUUAUGGCACAUGACUUUGCUUUAUUAUCAGAAAAUAAUGUUUGUAAUUUUAUUUUUUAAUUGUCAUAAAAUAAUUUUUGUUUUAUCAUUUCAUUAAGGUGUGUUCAUAAGACCUUAAUUAACUGCAAGCAUCUAGUUGGAUAGGUGUAUUUGUUUAUGCUGUACCAUAUUAACUUUUCUUGUAAACACAUGUCAAUGAUAAUAGUAGAACAAGAAUACAAAUUACAUGUACUUUGACAGUAUGUCACCAGUGUACCUGCCAUUCAUGAUUAAUAAGGAAAACAAAUUUGAUUUUGUUUGUCUGGUAUGUGCAGUAGAAUUUGGCAAAGUCACAGUAUGUCAUUUUGCUUAUCAGCUCUUGAUACCGCAUAUUUUGAAGGAUAUAAUCACAGACACCUUAGCAAGGGGUAUGACAAAAAUAAAUGUAAUACAACAAAUUUCAGAGCAUGACACUAACCCUUUCUAUCCAUUUGUAAUAUGUGGAUCUUACUUCUCCACCCCAUGCACCAUUGUGACAUACUUCUUAAUUAAAUGUUUUGGAUUUGUUGGUGCAUAAAUGCUGAAUAGGUGUCUUCAUAUCUUACCUUUAAUGUAACUAUCAUAUCUUUCUUUUAGGUUCUAGUAUUUUCUUUUUCAUUGAAAUCAUGGAUACCCAUAUUCAUUCUGUCUAAAGAUAAUCUGUGAUAUGGAAUUGCAUUGUAAACAUAUCUGUUCAGCAUAGUGACUUAUCAAAAUGAGCCAUUUGUUUCUACAUAUUUUAUUUGACAGCUGGGUACAGCAAGAUAAUGAAAGUUGUUUCUGUUGACAUGUAGUGGUUCACAUAUUUUAAUUAAAAACAUAGAUACUGGGAAUGCAUAAGCAUACAAACUUGGAAAGUUCUGCCUAAUAUUUACAUUUUAGUAAAAUGUAUGUUAAUCAUGCAUCAUUUUUGGUCUGUUCAUGGCAGCUGAACCACUCUGUACACUUAAUGCUUUAAUUAUGUUAGCUGAUGGGUGCAAUGUAUUUUGACACCUGAAGCUUUAUAUCAGGGUAACUGAACAUCAUGUUUCACUUAAAUAUGAAAGGAUAAUUGUUGUUAAACACUUUAAAAUUGUUGGUAAGUGACAUACAAAAUGGAAUUAAGAAUGUUUUCUAUAUUAAUAAUAUUAAGUGGAAGAAUAUGAUGCAAACUGUUAAGAAUUUUCUUUUCAUGCUAGGUGCAAGUAAUUAUUGUCCUUUUUUUACCAAGUGCAAUGAGAGAGAAGAAAUCAAGAUGUGCUGAUUGAAUUAUAUUAUAAAAUUGGUUUAAGUAGAAGCAUGCUCUGUGAGGUAUUAAUUCUUGUUUUAUAAAAUGUUUAUUUGAAAUUUGAUUGGCAUUCAGGUAUUUAUUUCAAAAUGAAUUGUUAGUUACCACUUUGAGAAUGCUCUCAAAGACAAUUUGUUUCAACAUUUCUCAGUAUGGUACCUCACAAUUUUAUAUAAUAAAAUGACUGGAGAUA
Molecule: messenger RNA, 11712 nt
Organism: Zootermopsis nevadensis
Lineage: Eukaryota; Metazoa; Arthropoda; Insecta; Blattodea; Termopsidae
Product: protein groucho-like
Biological process (GO): regulation of DNA-templated transcription; negative regulation of canonical Wnt signaling pathway
Cellular component (GO): transcription regulator complex; nucleus
Molecular function (GO): transcription corepressor activity; protein binding
Source: RefSeq, a predicted model, not a curated record